Sitophilus oryzae (rice weevil) is the source of this 1047-nucleotide messenger RNA. RefSeq names its product kynurenine formamidase-like. Lineage: Eukaryota; Metazoa; Arthropoda; Insecta; Coleoptera; Curculionidae. Gene Ontology annotation, molecular function: hydrolase activity. The record is from RefSeq and is a predicted model, not a curated record. The transcript has 4 exons. The coding region runs from base 85 to 957 and encodes 290 amino acids.
CAGGUUUAAUAAACUUUUGAUCGUGCCAAAAGUUUUCUUUAUUUGAUUUAUCUCUAUUGAAUUAGUAAAUUAAUUGUUAGUAAAAUGAGUACGGGAGAAGAAAUAGAAUCUUUUUACACCCCAAGCUGGUGGACUAGAAGGUAUACCAAAGAAACUGUUGUUGGAAUACAUUUGGAAUUAAUAAAUAAAAAAAGUGAAGAGUUACUACGAACUAUACCAUGUAAAUUAGACGUACAGUAUGGAUGUGGACCUAGGGAAAAAUAUAACAUUAUUGGAACUGAUUUGGAAAAUGAUUCUCCAAUUCUUAUCCAUGUUCACGGAGGAUAUUACCAAGAGGAGAGAAUUUCACACUCUAGCCACGCUUUUAUCGCCAAUGCCUUGUACAAGAAUCAUAUAAAAACUAUAACAAUAGGCUAUGAGCUAUGUCCGAAGAAAGAAGUUACUGAAAUUUUGACAGACUUGUCUGCUGGAAUAAAAGAAUGUAUAAAAUAUGGACUAAGCUGUAAGACACGGGGCAUAUUCCUUUCCGGACAUUCUGGCGGAGCGCACGCAGUUUCAGUUCUAUUUUCCAAACUCUGUGCCGAUUUGAACGAGGAAGAAAAGCAUAUAGUAAAAGGGUGCUUCUUAAUAAGCGCGCUGUAUAAUAUUGAAAAAAUAACAGAGGUCUCUGCAAAUCAAUUGUUAAAUUUAUCCACGGAAACAGCCAUAGAAUUGAGCCCGCUAUUGAACGAACUUAACUAUGGAACGACGAAAUUCUACAUUAUCGCCAGCGAGUACGACAGUCCUUUAUUCAUCAAGCAAGCCAAACAGUUCCAACGUAAAUUAAAGCAAAAUAAAGUAGAAAACGAACUGCAUAUUAUAACAGAAGUCGAUCAUUACGAUAUUUUGGAAAAUUUGUAUUUUGAAGACUUUACAUUAACUAAAUUGAUUAUUAAUAGUAUAAACAAAAUAAAAUAACAAAAAUACCAAUUCUCUUUAUUUUACAAGUGUGCAAUAUUAAUACGCAAAUUAUAAUAUAAAUAAACACAUACAAAUAUAAAUUAAAAA